This is a messenger RNA of Bipolaris zeicola 26-R-13, 951 nucleotides long. RefSeq lists its product as uncharacterized. Gene Ontology annotation, cellular component: mitochondrial inner membrane. Gene Ontology annotation, molecular function: ATP:ADP antiporter activity. NCBI's taxonomy places the organism in Eukaryota, Fungi, Ascomycota, Dothideomycetes, Pleosporales, Pleosporaceae. The record is from RefSeq and is a predicted model, not a curated record. Bases 1 to 951 code for a protein of 316 amino acids. The transcript has 5 exons. Gene Ontology annotation, biological process: mitochondrial ATP transmembrane transport; mitochondrial ADP transmembrane transport.
AUGUCGGGUAAACAGCAAGACAAGAGCUUCAUGGGCAUGCCCGGUUUCGUGGUGGACUUCUUGAUGGGUGGUGUCUCCGCCGCCGUCUCGAAGACUGCUGCUGCCCCCAUCGAGCGUGUCAAGCUCCUCAUCCAGAACCAGGAUGAGAUGCUCAAGUCCGGUCGUCUCGACCGCAAGUACGGUGGUAUCGUCGAGUGCUUCAGCCGUACCGCCAAGAACGAGGGUGUCCUCUCCCUCUGGCGUGGUAACACUGCCAACGUCAUCCGUUACUUCCCUACCCAGGCGCUCAACUUCGCUUUCCGCGACACCUACAAGUCCAUGUUCGCCUACAAGAAGGAGCGUGACGGUUACGCCAAGUGGAUGGCCGGUAACUUGGCCUCCGGUGGUGCUGCCGGUGCCACUUCCCUCCUCUUCGUCUACUCCCUCGACUACGCCCGUACCCGUCUCGCCAACGACGCCAAGUCGGCCAAGAAGGGUGGUGAGCGUCAGUUCAACGGUCUUGUAGACGUCUACAAGAAGACCCUCGCUUCCGAUGGUAUUGCUGGUCUCUACCGUGGUUUCAUGCCCUCCGUUGCUGGUAUCGUCGUCUACCGUGGUCUGUACUUCGGUAUGUACGACUCGAUCAAGCCUGUCCUCCUCACCGGUAACCUCGAGGGUAACUUCUUGGCCUCUUUCGCUCUUGGUUGGGCCGUCACCACUGGUGCCGGUAUCGCCUCUUACCCUCUCGACACCAUCCGUCGUCGUAUGAUGAUGACCUCUGGUGAGGCCGUCAAGUACAAGGGUACCAUGGAUGCCGCCCGCCAGAUUGUCGCCGCUGAGGGUGUCACCUCCCUCUUCAAGGGUGCUGGUGCCAACAUCCUCCGUGGUGUUGCUGGUGCCGGUGUCCUGUCCAUCUACGACCAGGCCCAGCUCCUCCUCUUCGGCAAGAAGUUCAAGGGUGGAUCCGGUUAA